AUGCAAUCAAGAUCAAUAGUUUUAUUGGCAUCUUCUUCAUUGCCUAGAGUGGUAGCCUCAAAAUGUCACUACAACAACAACUACAAGUUAGCAACAACAUUGUCAAAAGGUAGCCACUCUAUAUUGAUUUCAAAUGAUUCUAAUAUAUUAAGACAGCAACUACAUUAUAGUUCAUCUAAUACAACAACUACUACCACUGUUAAAAAUAAUGCCAGUACUUCAAGCACAAACAGCUUUGCUAAUAGCAAUUCAAUGCUUAAUCAAACUGGUACUAUUGGUAAUGAGUUGAAUCAUCGGAAUAAUAAUAAUACAUCAGCAACAACAUCGACAACAACAACAUCAUCAUCACAGAUACAAAACAACUCUCUAAAACUAUCAAGUAUACCUUCGAGAAUCAAUUAUCAGAUAUUACGUGAAAACAACAAUCCCAGCGGAAUCAAUCAUCAAGAGGGUAGUAGAACACGAUUCAAAUGGGAUGGACAACCUAAAACUGUUUUAAUAGUAAAGAAACAUAAAGAUAAACGUAUUACUUUAUGGUUAAAUACAAUUGCUACGUAUGUUUAA
This is a messenger RNA of Heterostelium album PN500, 564 nucleotides long. RefSeq lists its product as uncharacterized. The coding region runs from base 1 to 564 and encodes 187 amino acids. The transcript has a single exon. Lineage: Eukaryota; Evosea; Eumycetozoa; Acytosteliales; Acytosteliaceae. The record is from RefSeq and is a predicted model, not a curated record.